Messenger RNA from Geodia barretti, 366 nucleotides. NCBI's taxonomy places the organism in Eukaryota, Metazoa, Porifera, Demospongiae, Tetractinellida, Geodiidae. The record is from the annotation of a GenBank genome assembly.
AUGUCUACCGAAGCAAGAGACACCAUCUACAUAGGCAAGAAGCCGUUGAUGGCGUAUGUUACAUCUACGCUCAUUCAACUGACUAGCUUGCCGGCCGUUAGCAUCAAGGCCAGAGGUCUGAGCAUCGGUCACGCAGUUGAUGUGGCACAGAUCAUAUCACGCAAGACCGGGAGCGCCGGAUACUCCAUCGGAAGCAUAACAAUUGGCUCUGAAAGUCUAGAGUCAAAAGACGGCAAAGCAAGAAACGUAUCCACCAUCGAUAUCGAAGUAAAGAGAAACACCUCUUAGACACUCUUUACUUGACAUUUUUUAUCCUAGACCGAGCCGUACCUCUCUUCCAGCUCUCUGAACUGGGAGAGAUCCACC